GAUAAAGAGAGAGAGAGAAACAACGGGGCAGAGAUGCCGGUAAGAAAAACAAACGAGGAUGCUGUUUUGAGGCAGAAUGACAAGACGGCUACCAGGAUGGGACUGAAAUCGACGGGCUGGAUUGACUGAUGCUUUUUAAUGACUGUGACCACGUUGAUAAGACAGACGACAGUAAUCAACAAACACAGCCAGAAUGAGUGGAGAAGCUUAAACCGGAUUCAAUCCUCCAUCCACUGUGCUCUGUCUUUCUGUCGCUUCUGUGUUUGACUGACUAACGCUCCACUGGAUAAAGACUUAAUUGGCUCUGAACAGACAGCCAGAACAAUAAACAUCCAGAAUAAAUACAAAUGCAGUCAUGCUGGGGAGAGAGUGGGAAAGAAGAUGAACUAAGAACAGUAACCCUGUGGACAUAAAAACUGGACAUAUUUUGUAUUAUAUUUUCUUUUUUUCUUCAAAAUGUGUUUGGAAUUUUUCUUAAAGUAGGAUUUCAUUUGGACAUUAUGUUGUUUACAUUGUUUUUAUGUCUUGGAGCUUUUGACAGAGAUUUUUUCCAGCGAUGCCAUAUCUUGAUCAGUUUGUUCUGACUUAAAACAGAAGGAAUAUGCUUUAGUAUUUUACCAGAAAAGAAAGUCUGAGUCUGACAUGUCUCCAUUUCUUUUAUUUUGCCAUGGCUCUGUUCAAGCCAGCUGCUGUGCAUUUUUCACAUUCUGAAAACAACAUUUUUCAGAAUUAGUAAAAUUAACAAAUUCACAAUUCAUUCUUCAAGCUUCAAACGUGCCUCCCACCAACCCCUCCCACCGUCUGCCAUCCGACCAAUCAUGGGCAAGCCUCUUAGCCGUCCCGGGUGUUUCAGGAAGAGCUCCUGCUGCCUGGAGAAACAUGGAGCUGGGGAUGGGGGAGUGGGAGGGCGAGCUGGGGGAAUGGAAGGGGGAUACGGAGACGGCUACGUACCCCAGCGGUCCAUCUACGAUACCAUGUGCAUCAAUCAACAGAUUGACAGCCAUCACCAUCACCCUGGAGGGUCCGUAAGGCGAGAUUGUGGGGGUGAGGGUAGUUUUAGCUACUCUGCAAGCGGGUCCCUGAGGGUGAGCAGAUCUCCAGCUGACAUGUUCGAUCCGCAGCCCCGCUCUUUAACUCCAAACCCCUCAUUUGUGAGGCGACUGGAUGAAAGAGCCAUCUAUGAUUCCUUGAAGCUUGGGGGUCAGGAUGCAGAUGGUGGUGGCUGCCAUUCUCCAGGACGUUUCAACCGAUCAGUUUCUCCCUCCGUGUCCUCGUUCUCAGCGCCAGGAGUGUCAUCAUCCAAGAAACAUCACCAUCACCACCAGCAUCACCAUGGAGAUAGCACAAAGAGCAGAGAUGGCCGGCAUUCCUGGAAAGUCUUGACACCUCCACAGCACCUGGAGUGUCUGGAGCUUACUACAACUGAAAUAAUGGACAGAGGAGGUGGAUAUCUGAACCCAGGGCAUUACGCUCCACCAGGGGGCCAGUCCUCCUCUCUUACCUCGCCCCUCAUUUCUCCCUUUUCUGGCUCACCUCUCUCUUCAGGUUACCAUACUCCGGUUUUUUUCUCCCCUGCCAAACCUCGUCCCAGUCAGACUCAGAGUUUGCGCUGUUCCCCUCCCCAGGUCAUCCAGCCGAGGCAUUACUCCCAAACCCAGAGCCUCAGGCUGUCACCACCCCAGGAGCUUAGACGAUCCCCCUACCGUGCCCCGCUGGUCCAACUGUCUGCUCACGACCUCGAGCAGGACCUAAGGGAACGAGGAGGAGGAUGGGGCCGGAGUGAGCGAGAAAGAGAGUGGGAGAGGGAGAGAGAAAGGGAGAUGGAGAGAGGAGCCUGA
Molecule: messenger RNA, 1838 nt
Organism: Larimichthys crocea (large yellow croaker)
Lineage: Eukaryota; Metazoa; Chordata; Actinopteri; Sciaenidae
Exons: 3
Coding region: 819-1838 (339 amino acids)
Source: RefSeq, a predicted model, not a curated record